GUAAAAUUAAUCUCCUCUCUGGGGAGUAAGGGACAAACAGUGCUACCCACAGAGUGAACAAGAGAGAGUCAUUUGGGAAACAAAAGGAGGACUUUACAGAGAGAGAGGGAUAGCUAAAACUACGUGAGCCUGCCGAGGGUGCAGAGCAGAAAGUAGAGACAGAGAAGUGUCUGAAGACUGCUAUCUGGGACGAGACAAGUUGUUAAAGGGACAGGAGAGAUAGCAGAGCUAUUUCAAGAGUGAGCCACAGAAGGGAAUCCACAGGCCGUCUGAGUGAGGAAGGGUCUACAGACAGUGAGUGAAGGCCAGGAGCAGGACCCAAGCCAGGGUAGGCACAACCACCGAGGGGAUGAACUUCACCGUGGGUUUCAAGCCGCUGCUAGGGGAUGCACACAGCAUGGACAACCUGGAGAAGCAGCUCAUCUGCCCCAUCUGCCUGGAGAUGUUCUCCAAACCAGUGGUGAUCCUGCCUUGCCAACACAACCUGUGCCGCAAGUGUGCCAACGACGUCUUCCAGGCCUCGAAUCCUCUGUGGCAGUCCCGGGGCUCCACCACUGUGUCUUCAGGAGGCCGUUUCCGCUGCCCAUCUUGCAGGCAUGAGGUUGUCCUGGACAGACACGGUGUCUACGGCCUGCAGCGAAACCUGCUAGUGGAGAACAUUAUUGACAUUUACAAGCAGGAGUCGUCCAGGCCGCUGCACUCCAAGGCUGAGCAGCACCUCAUGUGCGAGGAGCAUGAAGAGGAGAAGAUCAAUAUCUACUGCCUGAGCUGUGAGGUGCCCACCUGCUCUCUCUGCAAGGUCUUCGGUGCCCACAAGGACUGUGAGGUGGCCCCACUGCCCACCAUUUACAAACGCCAGAAGAGUGAGCUCAGCGAUGGCAUCGCGAUGCUAGUGGCAGGCAAUGACCGUGUGCAAGCAGUCAUCACACAGAUGGAGGAGGUGUGCCAGACUAUCGAGGACAAUAGCCGGAAGCAGAAGCAGUUGUUAAACCAGAGGUUUGAGAGCUUGUGCGCAGUGCUGGAGGAGCGCAAGGGCGAGCUGCUGCAGGCGCUGGCCCGGGAGCAAGAGGAGAAGCUGCAGCGCGUCCGCGGCCUCAUCCGUCAGUAUGGCGACCACCUGGAGGCCUCCUCUAAGCUGGUGGAGUCCGCCAUUCAGUCCAUGGAAGAGCCACAGAUGGCGCUCUACCUCCAGCAGGCCAAGGAGCUGAUCAAUAAGGUCGGGGCCAUGUCGAAGGUGGAGCUGGCAGGGCGGCCGGAGCCAGGCUAUGAGAGCAUGGAGCAAUUCACUGUGAGCGUGGAACACGUGGCCGAAAUGCUGCGGACCAUCGACUUCCAGCCGGGCGCUUCCGGGGAGGAAGAAGAUGAGGAGGUGGCCCUGGACGGAGACGAGGGCACCGCGGGGCCGGAGGAAGAGCGGCCGGAUGGGCCUUAAGGCCUGCGCCAACCCGACCCUGCUCGAGCGCCCGCGCUAGGGUCGGGGAGGAUCUGCGCAGAGACCGCGGCGUCGCCCAAAUCGGCGCCCGCCCCGGGAGGAUCUCAAUAAAGAACUCGAGCGUCCCCGACCCGUAUCUCCUUUCGCUGCCCAAUGCCGCAGCCUCGGCUUCGGAGGCGACCCGCCCACCAUCCUGCCCUUCCCAGAACCUGAGACUAUCCGGGGGGCGGAAGCCAAAUGAACCCCUAUUGGGCUGUGAUGCCAGGAGCGAAAUGGUGAGCCCAGCGCCCUGGGAAAAGGGUCGAGGGCGGGGCGGUGGUGCUGGGACCUCUGAGGUCCUAGGGAUUUGGGGACCCCUGGGGUUCAAAGGCACCUGGCUGACCUGGCUGAAAGCUGCUCUCCCAGAGCCCCCCACAGCAUUUUGUUCCCCUCCCGCUGGCCCGGGGGCCCCACCUUCCCACGGGUUCCCACGCUGCUGUGACUGCCCUGCCCCCACGACAGAAGCCAACGGGUCUUCAGUACUUUUAUUAAAAAAUAGUCAAGCAGA
Messenger RNA from Cercocebus atys (sooty mangabey), 1979 nucleotides. It is a transcript of the gene TRIM54, whose product is annotated as tripartite motif containing 54. Gene Ontology annotation, molecular function: zinc ion binding. The transcript is spliced from 9 exons. Bases 350 to 1432 code for a protein of 360 amino acids. Lineage: Eukaryota; Metazoa; Chordata; Mammalia; Primates; Cercopithecidae. The record is from RefSeq and is a predicted model, not a curated record.